Messenger RNA from Triplophysa rosa, 462 nucleotides. RefSeq names its product carbamoyl-phosphate synthase 1, mitochondrial (gene cps1). Gene Ontology annotation, biological process: L-glutamine metabolic process. Gene Ontology annotation, cellular component: cytoplasm. Lineage: Eukaryota; Metazoa; Chordata; Actinopteri; Cypriniformes; Nemacheilidae. Gene Ontology annotation, molecular function: ATP binding. The record is from RefSeq and is a predicted model, not a curated record.
GGUGACUUCAUUGUGGCCGCGCCCAGCCAAACUCUGUCCAGUGAAGAGUAGCACAUGCUGAGGGAGACGGCCAAUCUAGGUAUUAUGAAAGAGUGCAAUAUCCAGUACGCCCUGCACCUGUCCUCUUGAGAGUACUAUAUCAUUGUGAUAAGUGCACACUUCUCCAGAAGCUCAGCAUUGGCGCUGAAAGUCACAUUUGGAUACAUUGUCACCAAAAUACCUCGCUGGGACUUGGUCCCCUUCCACAGAAUGUCUCGGAAGAUCGGCAGUGCCCUGAAGAGCGUUGGAGGGGUGCGGGAGUUGCCAUGGCGACUGAACACUGGCACAGAUUAAAACCAAUCCUGGAUCAAAUAAUAAUUUUGAUGUCUUCAUAUUCUCGCACUGUUCUACAACUAUAACUGUCCAAUCAUUGUUAUUGAUACAACCAGCAUCGAUAUUUGAUAUCCUGAAGUUCCUGUUUCC